This is a messenger RNA of Rhinocladiella mackenziei CBS 650.93, 780 nucleotides long. RefSeq lists its product as uncharacterized. Gene Ontology annotation, cellular component: membrane; endomembrane system. Bases 1 to 780 code for a protein of 259 amino acids. The record is from RefSeq and is a predicted model, not a curated record. Lineage: Eukaryota; Fungi; Ascomycota; Eurotiomycetes; Chaetothyriales; Herpotrichiellaceae. The transcript has a single exon.
AUGGAAACCUCUUCCACGCGUCGGCGGGUUCCAACAAGCCAGUCUGCCACCAAUUCCUCCAAACCUGUAUCUUCGCAUCCUUCCGAAGUCGAAGACGCCAAAGCCAGCGUGAUCUCCAUUCUCGAUAUCUUUCGUGUGAUUUUCACUCUAUUCGGCGUCUCCUGUGCCUUGUCCUACUACCUGACCUCCGGUUCAUCCUUCCUAUGGAACUACCAUCCAUGGUUCACGAAUCCCUCCCACAUUGCACAUUGGUGGCGUGGUCCCUUACUCUUGACCCCAGAACAAUUGGCAUUGUACAACGGAACGGAUCCCCAGAAACCAAUAUAUCUAGCUAUCAACGGCACAAUUUUUGACGUGACCGAGGGCAAACGCACCUAUGGCCCCGGUGGAAGUUAUGAAGUCUUUGCUGGCCGAGAUGCUACGAGGGCAUUUGUGACUGGAUGUUUUCUGGAAGAUCGAACCGGCGAUUUGAGAGGAGCGGAGGAGAUAUACAUACCGCUGGACGACCCAGACGAGGAGAUUUCCAGUGGAGCAAGGAAGAUGCGGGCUGAGAAGGAGCGCAGAGAUGCCAAAAAACGUGUUCUCCAAGAGGUGAGCAAGUGGGAAGCGUUCUACAGAAACCAUAAGAAGUAUUUUGAAGUCGGCAAAUUGGUGGACGUACCGGAGUACACAGGAGAACCCCCGAAGCUGUGCGAAUACGCUCAAAAGGGAAGACCACAGAGGAAGAAUAUGAAGAGCGCAGGAAACCCGGACAAAGCGCCGGGAAAGCCUGUUCAGUGA